ACGGCUAAUUCUUUUCCUCCAAAAUGGCGACCCACCUCGUGUGCCGGGUUCAUCCUGUGGUCCUUUUCAGCAUUGUUGAUUCGUACGAACGAAGAAAUGAAGACUCCAAACGAGUUAUUGGCACCCUGCUUGGAUCAUAUGAGAAGGGUGCAAUAGAAGUGACAAAUUGUUUUGCUGUGCCGCACAAUGAAUCUGAUGAUGAGGUGGCCAUUGAUAUUGAGUAUGCCAGAAAUAUGUACGAGCUGUACCGCAAGGUUAAUGCAGCAGAAGUUAUCGUGGGCUGGUACUCCACCAGCGGGGAUGUGUCCAGCCACUCCGUGUUGAUCCACGAGUACUACUCCAGAGAGGCCAAAAACCCAGUACAUCUCACAGUCGACACAACCGUCAAGACCGGCAAACUUGGGAUGAAGGCAUAUGUCAGCACUCCGAUGGGAGUCCCAGGACGGACUGUUGGGACAAUGUUUACACCAGUGACUAUCGACAUCGUCAGAUAUGAGCCAGAACAGAUUGGAGUGAACGUCCUGCAGCAGGGGAAGACUGUCAACAAGAGAAGUGUGUCCAUGUCUUCGGACCUGGCACUCGUUGAGAGCUCCACGAAGAAGCUGAAGGAGAUCAUUGUACUUGUCUUAUCAUACGUCGAUGAUGUUCUGAGUGGCAAGUUGCCUGCUGACAGCAAGACAGGAAGGAUGCUGAUGAACAUCGUCACCAGUAUCCCUCACACAGACACCGAGGACUUCGAGUCCAUGCUGAAUUCCAACAUGAAGGACUUGCUGAUGGUGGUGUACCUUACAAACCUGACCAGGACACAGCUGGCCCUCAACGAGAAGCUCAGCCAGCUCUCCUCAUAACUACGGCCCUAUUUAUGUAUGCCCACCUCUGUAUCAUAGUCCACACCUCAAUAAAUCUCAGCCAGGAA
Messenger RNA from Haliotis rufescens (red abalone), 916 nucleotides. Its product is annotated as eukaryotic translation initiation factor 3 subunit F-like. The record is from RefSeq and is a predicted model, not a curated record. Bases 24 to 848 code for a protein of 274 amino acids. Gene Ontology annotation, molecular function: translation initiation factor binding; translation initiation factor activity; metallopeptidase activity. Gene Ontology annotation, cellular component: eukaryotic translation initiation factor 3 complex, eIF3m. Gene Ontology annotation, biological process: translational initiation. NCBI's taxonomy places the organism in Eukaryota, Metazoa, Mollusca, Gastropoda, Lepetellida, Haliotidae. The transcript has 8 exons.